Molecule: messenger RNA, 1182 nt
Organism: Drosophila teissieri
Lineage: Eukaryota; Metazoa; Arthropoda; Insecta; Diptera; Drosophilidae
Exons: 3
Coding region: 112-1182 (356 amino acids)
Biological process (GO): protein transport
Cellular component (GO): cytoplasm
Source: RefSeq, a predicted model, not a curated record
CACAGUCACUUGUUUGCCGUCCGUUGGCGAGGUCGCAACUGGAGUCUCAGUCGCGUGAAUGCGAAAUUUAGAAAACCACACAUAUAAUAGAGCUACUCCAUACCACUGAAAAUGCCAAUAAAUUGUGAAUUUAACUUAUCGCGUGCCGCUGCCAUUUAUUACACAGGCGAGCAAAUUUCGGGAUCACUCACUGUGACAGUCGGAGGGAAAAAACAUUUCAAAUUAGAGGGCGUAAGCAUCACUCUCCAUGGAGUCUCCACUGUUCACUGGCGGGAGUCACUUCGAGGUCAGCCGGAAAUCGAGCACAAUGAUAGUACCGGUAACCUGGACUGCGCCAAAGUGGAUUACAACGGCAGCAUGGUCCACAUAAAUCAAACAAAAAAGUUGACCGAAGCUCUUCGGCUAGAGCCUGGUACUUCUCGAUUGGGUGACUUUAAGUUUCAGUUUCCUGAAAAUCUUCCAGCCACCUGUAGGCUUCCUUUUGGCAAUGUGGAGUAUAUGCUGAAGGUUGUUCUCGAAAGAAGUGGAAAACAUAACAAAUGCUUUCAUCAGCGAUUGGUGAUACGAAAGAGUCUGGAAUUCGACGAUCUCAAGCCCCAAUACAUGGAGAUUUCGAAUAUGGCCCUCAGACUCCCCCGAAGUGUUUUUGUUCCGGGUCAAAGUGUAAGCUAUGGAAUCUAUUCCAAAGAUGGAGUCCACGACUUCCUUACCCGCUUGUGCAAAAAAAUCAGCUACACUAGUCAGCAGCCAAACCCCAAGACCAAGACAGUGACACAAGUUUUGUCCGAGAGUACCGAAUUAAAUGGUAAUCUUCACCUACCUUUGACAGUCCCCAUUAUGAGUCACUCAGAUCCGAUGGAACCUAUACAAAUCAGUUACUAUAUUGAGACAUCCCACUUCUUGAAUGCCCCAAUCAAACUACCCAUUCUCGUGGCCACUGUUGCACCCCCCGUAUAUUCUUCUUUGGAAUCGUCCCGACUUUGCUUCGUAAAUAUGGCUCUUAGCCAUAGCGAUCUGCUUGGGCCAAUUAAUCAGUUUCUGGCCCACAGCUGUUCCCGCGAAAUUGACGCCUUGGCGCUGAGCAAUCAUUGUGAACGCAUCAAGUUGCUCAAAGGCCCAAAGAGAAAACAGUCGUACGUGCGAUUAGCAUUGCAAUACUUUUUUAUGAAAGUACUACCCUGA